UCCCUCCUCCCUGCACGAAAAGUGAAACCCGGAGAUUCGUCGCCGGGGUCUGGAGUCUCCGGGAGCAGAAGCAGAAGAAGAAGAUAACGAAAGAAAUGGGAGAUGGAAGAGAAGGAGAUUGGGAAUGUUUAGGUUGCAGUAACAGAAAUUACGCGUUUAGAUCAUUCUGCAACAGAUGCAAGCAGCCUCGUCUUUUCAUGGAUAACAAUACCUCUCCAAACUCUAAGUGGCUUCCUCGUAUCGGAGAUUGGAUCUGCACUGGUUGCACUAACAACAAUUAUGCAUCACGAGAAAAGUGCAAAAAGUGUGGACAACCUAAGGAAGUAGCAGCAUUGUCAGCACUUGCUAUCCCUGGAGCUUCUCUUCAGACUCAUCUCAGUUACUUCCCCCGUGGACCUGAGCCAGUCGAUCAACCUGGUUCUUUACUUUCAUUCUCUAACCCUGCAAAUCAAGCUUCGGUUCUUAAAGAAUGGAGGAGCGGUGACUGGAUUUGCAGAUGUGGGUUUCACAACUAUUCCUCUCGUAUACAGUGCAAAAAGUGCAAUGAAACAGCUCCACUAGCUCUUAGAACAAAGAGAUUAGCAUCAGAAGUUUUGGCUCAAGAAUGGGAUACCAAAAGACUGAAUCAAGGAUAUACAAGCAUGCAGCCACAAUCAGCGUUAUAUGCAUCUUUUCCUGGUAUAAGCCCAGGCCGGAUCCCAAAUUGGCAACUUCCUCUCCCGUUUCUACAGCAACAUUUAACACCUACGUUACUUGGAAAAGGAGCAAAACAUUGGCGUGAUGGAGACUGGAUGUGCACAAGUUGCAAGAAUCACAAUUAUGCAUCACGAUCAGAGUGCAAUAGGUGCAAGACUAAACGAGAUAUCCUUGAGCAAGACACAACUCCAGCACAAUCUUGAAGUAUCUGGAAGAGUAUUCUUUAGUGUCAUAACUCAUAACACAUGUACUGUAUCUAUAAAACAGGUCAUUAAAACUUGGAUUUUUUCUUUAACU
Messenger RNA from Eutrema salsugineum, 993 nucleotides. Its product is annotated as calpain-15. The coding region runs from base 96 to 899 and encodes 267 amino acids. Gene Ontology annotation, molecular function: mRNA binding. Lineage: Eukaryota; Viridiplantae; Streptophyta; Magnoliopsida; Brassicales; Brassicaceae. The record is from RefSeq and is a predicted model, not a curated record. The transcript has 7 exons. Gene Ontology annotation, cellular component: cytoplasm.